AUGGAAACAAAUUAUGCUGCAUUAUACAACAUAAAGCAGAUAAUAACCAAUGAUCAAUAUGACGCCCAUUUGACCUUAUAUGAUGUAUCCCUCGUGAAAACAACUAAACAGAUCAUCUUUAACAUUGCCGUUGGUCCAGUAUGUUUACCAUUCAGGUAUUCUCAAAACGAUUUCGCUGGACAAUUAGUGACGAUUCUAGGUAAUUUCCUUAAAUAUACUCAAAUGUUUGGACGGCUAAUUGCACGUGUUUCAGGAUGGGGAACCACCGAGUUUUCAGGGCCGGUCUCUGAACAUCUUCGUAAAACCAACGUCACGGUGUAUUCAAAUUUUGAGUGUCAACCACAAAUAUCAAGUAAACUUCUGUCCAAUCAACUGUGCACGAGCAGCAUAAAAACGGAUUCAUGCCAAUACGAUUCUGGUGGACCUGUGAUAUUUGCUGAUAGCCUAACGAGACGUGAUUUCCUGAUUGGUUCCAUUUCCAGUGGUCGUGGCUGCGCCGGUGGCAUUCCAUCAAUUAAUUCCAGAAUCACGAGUUUUCUGCAAUGGAUUGUAGAUGUGACACCUGGUAAAUACAAAGACUGUUAUGCACUAAGCGAUACUUGUCAUUACUUGGCAACUUGUAUAAAAAUUUAACACUGCAACUUAUACUAAAUUGACUUUAUCAAAAACAAAUAUAUUGGUGUAAUAUUAAAUCAGAGAGUCAA
Nicrophorus vespilloides is the source of this 704-nucleotide messenger RNA. RefSeq names its product venom serine protease-like. The coding region runs from base 1 to 633 and encodes 210 amino acids. Lineage: Eukaryota; Metazoa; Arthropoda; Insecta; Coleoptera; Silphidae. Gene Ontology annotation, molecular function: serine-type endopeptidase activity. Gene Ontology annotation, biological process: proteolysis. The transcript has a single exon. The record is from RefSeq and is a predicted model, not a curated record.